Molecule: messenger RNA, 1663 nt
Organism: Tribolium castaneum (red flour beetle)
Lineage: Eukaryota; Metazoa; Arthropoda; Insecta; Coleoptera; Tenebrionidae
Product: solute carrier family 25 member 35
Exons: 4
Coding region: 374-1303 (309 amino acids)
Source: RefSeq, a predicted model, not a curated record
UUAGGUAAAUCAAGCCAAAAUUUUAUCUGCGCAAGAUUACACAAUUUUAUUAACACAACGACAGUGACAAAAAAUGGAUUUUUUCCUAAACCGCAGAGUCAGACAUGAACUCUGUACCCUAUUUAUCUGGCCCCAAGACACAUAAAAUACUUUGUUGGGUAUUACUUGGAUAUUUUUGUAGUCCAAUUUAAAAAUAGGAAAGUUCAGUUAAAGUGAUGCAUGUUCGCAACUAAGCGCGAAUUGUGUGGCAAAUUAAUUAGUUUAUGGAGAAACAAUGUCAUUAGUGAGCAAUUCUACAAUUUUCUAGAUCAACCAAACUCCAGUAUAUUAUCACCAUGUGUUUGUCGUUAAUUUAACAUCAAAUUAUCACACAAUGGAUUUCGCAAUUGGGGGCCUCGCCGCCGCGGGGGCUAGCAUCUUCAGCAACCCCUUCGACAUGCUAAAAACCCGCAUGCAACUUCAGGGGGAAUUGCGUGCCAGAGGCCAGCACACCGUCCACUACAAGAAUGUUUUACACGCAGCGUACGUUGUUGCAAAAACGGAGGGCAUAAGGGGGCUGCAGAGGGGCCUAGGCACCGCCAUGAUCAUGCACACGGUGCGCAACAGCGUAAGACUGGGCUCCUACCAGUGGUUGAGCGAUCGCGGUUUUAUUUGUGACUCAGAAGGCAAAACUAUUUUUCUUCGGAGUUUGAUUGCUAGUGCUAUGACUGGGGCUGCUGGGGCGUUCUGUGGAAGCCCCCUUUUUCUGAUUAAGACGCAGUUGCAGUCGCAAGCGGCUAAUACCAUAGCUGUAGGGCACCAGCAUGGACAUGCGGGGCUUCUGCAUGCCGUUAAAACCAUUUAUUUGAAACAUGGGGUUCAAGGGUUGUGGCGGGGGGCUGAUGCUGUUAUGUUGAGGGCUGUGGCAGGGUCUUCGGCUCAGUUGAGUAGUUUUAAUAAGACGAAGGAUUUUUUGAGGGAGUUUGAAGUGUUUAAACAUUCCACGUUUUUAACUGCAUUUGCUGCCAGUAUUGUGGGGGGAGUGUUUCAGACUGUUGUGAUUGCACCGUUUGAUAUUGUUACGACGCGUCUAUACAAUCAAGCUACGGACGCACAGGGCCGUGGACUCUUGUACAAAGGAAUAACAGACUGCUUUAUCAAAAUUUACAAGUGCGAAGGAAUCCCAGGACUCUAUAAAGGAAUCGGUGCAAACUACAUGAGAUUAGCUCCACACGGUGCUUUAUGCCUGAUUUUCUGGGACGUUUUAAAAGACUUACAAAAAAAAUAUCAACGGAGUGAGAUAGGUACAAAACAAGUAUUGUAAAAUAAUGUAUUUAUUAUUGUAUAACAGGAUAUAAUAAAAUAUAUACUUGGCAAAGUCAGAACUGGGCUGACGAUGCUUUGUUAUAAAAAAUUGUAAUGGAAUGUAAUGUGUUAUAAAAGCCAACGAAGAAACCAUUGGCAAGUGAAAUAAAAACAAAACAAAUAUAAUAUAAAAACAAUGGCUAUAAAUUACAAAAUAUGAUAUAAAAAUUAAGUACAAUAUUUGAUACAGUCGUAAAAAAUGUUAAUAUAUUAAGUGUAAAUCUAUGAUUUGUUUACAGAAAUGUGCUCCAAUCUACGGAGGACUAAAAAUUUCGUACAUUUUUUGGUGGAUAUUUAUGUGUUAAUAACUUAAAAAUAA